Messenger RNA from Trichoderma reesei QM6a, 465 nucleotides. RefSeq lists its product as uncharacterized. The record is from RefSeq and is a predicted model, not a curated record. NCBI's taxonomy places the organism in Eukaryota, Fungi, Ascomycota, Sordariomycetes, Hypocreales, Hypocreaceae. The transcript has a single exon. The coding region runs from base 1 to 465 and encodes 154 amino acids.
AUGAAGUUCACCACCACCGCCGUCCUCGCCAUUGCCGCGCUCGUCGAGUCGGCCUCUGCCCUCGGCAAAGCCCGCGUCGUCAACAAGUGCCCCUUCAGCGUCACCCUCUGGUCCGUUGGCAGCACAAUCUCUGCGCCCACGACUCUCGCCCAGGGCGGCUCCUACGGCGAGACCUUCUCGCGAGACCCCGUCACCGGCGGCCGCGCCAUCAAGGUCACCAUCCAGCCCGACGGCCUCUAUACCGGAAAGCCCCAGACCAUCUUCGCCACCAACCUCGACGGCAACACCAUCUGGUACGACCUCUCGGACGUCUUUGGCGAUGCCUUUAACGGCCACAAGGUGGUUGUCGCCAGUGCCAAUACUGCCUGCCCCAAGAUUGUCUGGAACAGCGGUGUCCCCCCUGCUGGAAGUCAGGUCUCCAAUUGCAAUGCCAACUCUGAUGUGACCUUGACUCUUUGCGCUUAG